AUGAAAGGUUGGUGGAAGGAUACACAGCUGAUGAAACAUCCAAAACUAGGCGUGUCGAUGCCGGCGGUUGGGUUAGGAACGUGGCAAGGAGAGCCCGGAACGUCAGAUGAGGGAGCCAUGAUAGACUCCCUCGUCCACGCCCUACAAAACGGCUAUCGUCUGCUUGACACCGCUCAGAUAUACGGCGUCGAACCUAUAGUUGGCAAAGCCCUGCGAAAAUGCGGGAUUCCCCGCAAGGAGAUUACCGUCGUCACGAAAUUUUGGGGUACAUGGCAUCACGACCCCAAGGAGGCCUUGAACAGAUCACUGCAGAACAUGGGUUUGGACUACAUUGACGUUUUCCUGAUGCACUGGCCGUUUGCCAAUACGCCGGACUGGAAGGUCGUCCGCCCCAACGAGUCGCCAACGAUCGAGGAAACCUGGAGAAUGAUGGAAGACCUCCUAGGUCCGAAGUGCAGGGCCAUCGGUGUCAGCAACUUCACCCAAAAAACGCUGGACAUAAUUCUGCAAAGCGCCAAAGUGGUACCUGCGGUAAACCAGAUUGAACUCCAUGCUUUUCAUCCAUGUCUACGUCUGGUGCCCUACUGUAAGUCCAAAGGGAUACAUGUCAUGGCCUGGGGGACUCUGGGCGGUGGUGCCAAGGGUCCGAUCAACGAGAUCCUCACACAUGACACCUUUGUGGACAUGGCGAAGGCGAAAGGUUGCUCUCCCGGGGUAAUUUCUCUGUCUUGGGCCGUGCAAAGAGGCGUCACGGUCAUUCCGAAGACCAAGUCCAAAUCGAGAAUGGAUGAGAACAUUUCCUUGGUGUCCUUGAGCGAAGAGGAGAUGGACAAGAUCAAUUCAGCCCACCAAGCGAUUCGACACUGUCGGACUGCAGAUGACAACCCUCGCAUGGAGGUUUGGAUUGACGGGAAGAAAACAGUACAAGGCUGGACGGCAGAAGAUCUGGGCUGGGAAGACGAACAAGGCAACUUCUUGACUUAA
Messenger RNA from Colletotrichum destructivum, 984 nucleotides. RefSeq names its product Putative aldo/keto reductase, aldo-keto reductase, NADP-dependent oxidoreductase. The record is from RefSeq and is a predicted model, not a curated record. The transcript is spliced from 3 exons. Gene Ontology annotation, molecular function: oxidoreductase activity. Lineage: Eukaryota; Fungi; Ascomycota; Sordariomycetes; Glomerellales; Glomerellaceae. The coding region runs from base 1 to 984 and encodes 327 amino acids.